Messenger RNA from Dunckerocampus dactyliophorus (ringed pipefish), 3602 nucleotides. Its product is annotated as calpain-1 catalytic subunit-like. The record is from RefSeq and is a predicted model, not a curated record. Lineage: Eukaryota; Metazoa; Chordata; Actinopteri; Syngnathiformes; Syngnathidae. The transcript is spliced from 26 exons. Bases 653 to 2806 code for a protein of 717 amino acids. Gene Ontology annotation, biological process: proteolysis. Gene Ontology annotation, molecular function: calcium-dependent cysteine-type endopeptidase activity; calcium ion binding. Gene Ontology annotation, cellular component: cytoplasm.
CACGUCCGGACCCAGAUGGACAUUGCUGCGACCUUUGUACUUUGCAUUGUCAUACAAGAGCACAAUUAAUGAAUGUAUCAUUCAUGUGAAAGUGAAUAUGUGAUGUUUUGAAUUUGACUCUUGAUUAAGCAGGAUUCAAGGCAUACCUCAUCUGGGACCUCAUAAAUAGCAUAACCAAUAGCUUGAAGAUCGCGAUUGAGCCUCCGCUGCCUGCGUCCAUCCUUUUGCAUCAGCCCCACAAGAAAGGUGCAUCCAUCCUUCCCAUCCAGAGGAUCAUCAUCCACGUCUUCCAGACGCACCACAAACUGAGGGUUGGAUGAGAAGGUCGCUGGAGGACACACAAAUAAAAGAUUUGCCUACCCGUCACUCCAAGGCCCAAUCCACUCCACCUGCCCCCAUGGGUUCCUGAUGCGUACGAGUUGAACCAGCCUGCCUCGAAAAUGAACCUGGGACCAAGAUAAACAGCGUAUCCCCUUUGGAGCUCCUUGGCAAAUGUCCGUCCUUGUGGCGCCAUCAUUAAUGAACAUGGGGUUGGAACACAGCUCCUAUGGAGGACCAUGACGAUGACGUUUCGACAAACAACAAUCUGAUGCUUUGAUGGGCCAGGCGACCUGCCGUGGAAGUCAUUCUCACCUCUGAAACAUAUACCAGGAUGAUGGGAUUUCCCUCUUUCCUGUCUGCAUAUCCAAGUAUGUAUCCAGUUGGAGGGAUAUCUGCAAGCAUACACGCCGACCGGCUGCGAGCAGAAGGCAUGGGCUCCAACGAGAACGCGGUGCACUUUGCCAACCAGGACUAUGAGGCACUGAAGCAACAGUGCGUGGAGUCGGGCUGCCUUUUCGAAGACCCCUGUUUCCCCGCCGAGCCCCCAUCGCUUGGCUUCAAGGAGCUGGCCCCAUACUCUGCAAAAACCAGAGAUGUGGAGUGGAUGAGACCCACAGAACUAGUGCGUCAGCCUCGGUUCAUUGUAGAUGGUGCCACCAGGACGGACAUCUGUCAGGGAGCAUUGGGAGACUGCUGGCUCUUGGCAGCUAUUGGCUCUCUCACCCUAAACGAUAAGCUGCUUCAUCGGGUUGUUCCACAUGGCCAGUCCUUCCACGAUAACUAUGCUGGAAUUUUCCACUUUCAGUUCUGGCAGUUUGGCGAAUGGGUGGAUGUUGUCAUAGAUGACCGACUGCCUGUCAAAGAGGGCGAGCUGAUGUUUGUCCAUUCUGCUGAGGGCAAUGAGUUCUGGAGUGCAUUGCUGGAGAAGGCUUAUGCCAAGCUGAAUGGCUCUUAUGAGGCUCUGUCUGGAGGAAGCACCACUGAAGGUUUCGAGGACUUCACGGGUGGUGUGUCUGAGAUGUACGAUCUCGGCAAAGCUCCCAGAGAUCUGUACAAGAUCAUGGGCAAAGCUCUAGAGAGGGGCUCCCUGCUGGGCUGCUCAAUUGAUAUCACGAGUGCUUUUGACAUGGAGGCUGUAACAUUCAAGAAGCUGGUGAAGGGCCACGCCUAUUCAGUCACUGGAUUGAGAGAGGUGGAUUACCGUGGAAGACUGGAGCGUUUAAUCCGAAUUCGUAAUCCUUGGGGCCAGGUGGAGUGGACCGGCGCUUGGAGUGAUAAUUCCUCCGAAUGGGAACAAAUUGACGCUUCUGAACGAGAUGAACUGCAUCUGCAGAUGGAAGAUGGAGAGUUCUGGAUGGCCUUCAGUGAGUUUCUCAGGCAGUUUUCCCGUCUUGAAAUCUGCAACCUGACUCCUGACGCCCUGAAGGAGGACACUCUCAGCCACUGGAACACCAUCAAGUUUCACGGCACGUGGAGGAGAGGCAGCACCGCCGGUGGCUGCAGGAACCAUCCCAACACAUUCUGGAUCAACCCUCAGUAUAAGAUCACUUUGCUGGAAGAAGAUGAUGACCCCGAGGAUGAUGAUGUCGCAUGUAGUUUCUUGGUAGCUCUGAUGCAGAAGGACCGCCGCAGAUAUCGGCACCACGGUCAGGAUAUGCACACCAUCGGCUUUGCGUUGUAUGAGAUUCCAGAGGAGUUUCGAGGCUGCCAGAAUGUUCACCUGAAAAAGAAUUUCUUCCUGAGCAAUCAAUCGUGUGCUCGCUCUGAGACAUUCAUUAACCUGCGGGAAGUGAGCACACGUCUCCGUCUACCUCCUGGAGAGUACCUCAUCGUCCCCUCCACCUUUGAGCCCGGAAAAGAGGCCGAUUUUGUCCUCCGAGUCUUCACCGAGAAGCAAUCCGAAACGGAAGAGCUGGACGAUGAAAUCUCUGCUGAUUUUGGAGAAGAUGAUGAAAUAACUGAAGAUGACAUCGAUGAUUCCUUCAAGUCCAUGUUUGCCCAACUAGCAGGAGAGGACAUGGAGAUCUCCAUUCGGGAGCUGAGGACCAUUCUAAACAGAGUGGUGACCCGCCACAAAGAUUUGAAAACGGAUGGCUUUAGUAUGGAAUCCUGCAGAACCAUGGUCAACCUCAUGGAUAAGGAUGGAAGUGCUCGUCUGGGGCUGGUGGAGUUCCAAAUCCUUUGGAAUAAGAUCCGAAAGUGGCUGCUUGUUUUUAGACAGUUUGACCUCGAUAAGUCUGGCGCUAUGAGUUCUUAUGAGAUGCGUCUGGCGGUGGAGGGAGCAGGUUUUAAACUAAACAACAAACUGAACCAGAUUCUUGUAGCCCGGUAUGCAGAGAAUGAGAUGAUCGACUUUGAUAACUUUAUCUGCUGCUUAGUCAAGCUGGAGGCCAUGUUCAGGUCUUUCCAGCAGUUUGACAAAGAGGCGUCGGGAGUUGCUGAACUGACUCUAACAGAGUGGCUCUACAUGACCAUGUGUGGUUGAAGACAGCUGUAUACCUACCGGGUGAAGGAUGGCAUAGACGCAGCGCCCUGCAGACUGUCAUGAUUGUUUUAACGCUCAGCCUUGAUCAUCUAGUAACAUUUCCCACUUAAGCAUACCCAAAGUAGCAAAGGAGCUGUAUACACACACAUCCAAAAGUCCUUCCAAGCAAAGUGUCUCCAACAAGACACUUGAAACUAUGCAAACCUAAAGUAUGCAGCUAUCACUGUCACCUCUGUCCUGCACGAAUAUACAGUAUGCAUAACCACAGAAUCACAAGUUAUUUGCAUGGUGAUGGCUAAAUACAUUCGACAGUAUAUCUUUUAGGUUGGCUAUCUCAAGAGCCUGCUGAACUAUUUUGAAAUGAAACGGAUCAUUGUUAUGCUAGUACUUUAAAUAGUGACUGUCUUGUUUCUACUAACCAUUCUCAUGUACUCAUGUUAAGUUUUUCCCCACUCAUUUGAUUUUUAUUGAGUUAACAGAUGGUGUUAAUUCAGUUUUUCAUCCAUAGGUGGCAGUACAGACUUGAUCUUAAAACUUUUUCCUCAAUUUUUCUUUUUUUUCCUGUUAAAAACAAGCAGCUGAUCGAUGAAGUUUCACCUUAUGGUUUUAUUUUGCACUGAAUUUUUAGUCGAAGCUGCUAGCAAAGAUGCCUCACAUUGAGAAACACUGUCGCUAACAUUCACAGGGAUCACAAUAUUGAACGCCUUAUACCUGUCAUUAGCAAUUACAAUGUGCCAGUUGUGUUUUGUGUUGAGAAUGUGUGUUGUGCCUUCAAUAAAUAUUACCAUUAACAUCA